Messenger RNA from Dentiscutata heterogama, 321 nucleotides. The record is from the annotation of a GenBank genome assembly. Lineage: Eukaryota; Fungi; Glomeromycota; Glomeromycetes; Diversisporales; Gigasporaceae.
GAUUAGAUAAAGAUAGCUUAAAGUCAGACGUUAAGCAUCUUAUUUCAAGUUCUAUUUUUGGAUCUAUAAGCAUCACUUCUAUCUUGGGAUCUUUGUUAUCCUUUAUAAAACUUUCUAAGAGCAAAUUAAAUACAUUGGAUGACUUGUAUACUAAAGAGGCAACCUUGAAAAUUUAUCGUAGCAAUGAAAUUUGGAACAUUGAACAAGAUUUUGAUGUUAAUAAAGAAGAAGUUUCUAAUGGGAUAAAAGCUGAAAUAGAGGAAAAAUUAAAAAAGGAAUUAGCAAAAAAAACGCCAAGAUCCGAUAUUUUUGAAAAAAUCU